This is a messenger RNA of Phascolarctos cinereus (koala), 2565 nucleotides long. It is a transcript of the gene ADCK1, whose product is annotated as aarF domain containing kinase 1. Gene Ontology annotation, cellular component: mitochondrial inner membrane. Gene Ontology annotation, biological process: mitochondrion organization; lipid homeostasis. Lineage: Eukaryota; Metazoa; Chordata; Mammalia; Diprotodontia; Phascolarctidae. The record is from RefSeq and is a predicted model, not a curated record.
UCAGAGCUUAGCAGUGUGCCUGGAACAUAGUAAGAGCUUAAAAAAUAUUUACUGUUUGACUUUCCACAGUCUCUCCUCGAGUCUCCACUUCUCUUGCCCUUUAUGUGCUUUUUAAUUUUUUUAGUCAAAAUUUUUUCCACUUACUAAGCAUCUGUUUUAGGGAUUAGUCUAAGUUACGUAAUUUUUUUGCUCAAUAUGCACUAAUGAUCAUUCACUGGAAAUCGAGGGCCGCCUUCCUACACAGCUUCCAAGACAACGGGAAGAAGCAAGAAGCAGGUUUGCCUGGAGGGGGAGGAGGGUCCUCUUCUACCGGGGAAAAGGACUGCCCAUCGUCUAUACGCCCCCUCACUCCCAAUUCAGAGCUGGCUAGAUGGAGGAGUUUAUCUUUGUUUUCCGAGAAAGUACAGAUGAUAAGGAAGCAGACACUAGCUGGAAGCUCUUCCCCCGCCUCGGUUUCCAUCUCCUUCCUCCGACACAAAUAACCAUUGUCCUCCUCCCGGUCCCCACCUUUUCAACCCCUAACCCCCACCUCCAACUCCCUCCACGGUUGUGAAGACGUCUUCGCAACUUCACCCCCAGGAACAAGAAAAAUUCAAGUGACCAGCUAAGGCAAGGAAGGGUUAGCCACGCCGAUCUUGGCAGCCCCGACCAGAGGCGGCCCGAGGCUGGGAAACGAUCCAGUUGGAUGCAGGUCGUAUUGACUUCUCCAGACCUGCCUAUGAUCUCAGGGCUCCCGGCGAGGUUUAAAGACCCAAGGAGAACUACAUCUCCCAGCAGGCUCCGUCACGCCGUGGGUCUACGUACGCACAGUGGAGGGGGCGGGGGUGGCUGGAGAGGAGGAUCUCCGGAUUCCCCGGCAUAGAAAACGAAAGGUCGGUAGGGGAAGCCGGGGUCGACAGACAAUAUGGCCAGGAGGGCACUGAAAAUUGUUUCUUGGACCAGUGUGGCCCUGGCUUCCUCUGGCUUCUACCUUUACAGUAACAAGUACAUAGACCCCAAUGAUUUUGGAGCAGUCAGGAUAGGCAGAGCUGUAGCCACGACUGCUGUCAUCAGUUACGACUACCUCACUUCCCUUCGGAGCGUUCCUUAUGGUUCAGAGGAGUAUGCACAGCUCAAAUCUAAGGUACAUCGUCGCUCAGCUGAGCGCCUCCGAGAACUCUGCUGUGCGAACAGAGGCACCUUCAUCAAAGUGGGCCAGCACCUCGGGGCCCUGGAUUACCUGCUGCCUGAGGAGUACACAAGUACCUUGAAGGUCCUGCACAGCCAGGCCCCGCAAAGCAGCAUGCAAGAGAUCCGGCAGGUGAUUCGAGAGGACCUGGGCAAAGAGAUCCAGGACCUAUUUCAGAGUUUUGAGGACACCCCCCUCGGGGCUGCCUCCCUUGCCCAGGUCCACAAGGCUGUGCUGUAUGAUGGAAGAACUGUGGCAGUGAAGGUCCAGCACCCAAAGGUACAAGCCCAGAGCUCCAAGGACCUUCUGCUGAUGGAGGUGCUUGUUGGGGCUGUGAAGCAGCUGUUUCCUGAAUUUGAGUUCAUGUGGCUGGUGGAUGAGGCGAAGAAGAACUUGCCUCUGGAGUUAGACUUCCUCAAUGAAGGCAAGAAUGCAGAGAAAGUGGCUGAAAUGCUUAAACGCUUUAAAUUCUUAAAGGUCCCUCGCAUUUACUGGGAGCUGUCAACUCGACGAGUCCUUCUGAUGGAGUUUGUAGAAGGUGGACAGGUCAACGAUAAGGCUUACAUGGAGAAGAAUCAGAUUGAUGUCAAUGAGAUCUCCCGACAAUUGGGAAAGAUGUACAGUGAGAUGAUCUUUGUCAAUGGCUUUGUGCACUGUGACCCACACCCAGGCAACGUGCUGGUGAGGAAGUGUCCAGGAACGGGGAAAGUGGAGAUUAUUUUGUUGGACCAUGGACUGUACCAGAUCCUAACAGAUGAGUUUCGCCUGGAUUACUGUCACCUCUGGCAGGCCCUGAUCAAGGCAGAUAUGAAGCAUGUGAAGAAAUACAGCCAGCAGCUGGGGGCAGGGGAUCUCUAUCCCCUUUUUGCCUGUAUGCUGACUGCCCGGUCCUGGGACUCCGUCAAUAAAGGCAUUGGCCAGACAUCAGUCACUGCCAAUGAGGAUGUGGAGAUUCGAAACAAUGCUGCCGCCUACCUCCCGCAGAUCAGUCAGCUCCUCAACAAGGUGCCUCGGCAAAUGUUGCUUAUCCUUAAGACUAAUGACCUGCUCCGGGGCAUCGAGACGGCCCUGUCUACCCGGGCCAGCGCCAGCUCCUUCCUCAACAUGUCUCGAUGCUGUACCCGAGCCCUAGCUGCGCACAAGAAGAAGAAGACUUGCUCAUUGCUCAAGACCCAGAUAUCUCUUGAGGAGUCCCUCAGCCUAUGGCAGAUCAACCUGCAUGAACUCUUCCUCCGUGUGCGGGGGUCUUGGCUGGGAAACUGGAUCUUUGCCCUACUCUAUUGGCUGUCUCCUGCUUCACACUGAGGGGCAGGCUGUAUCCUCCACCUUGCCCUACAGCGACGCUAGGUUGAGUAGGCAGGAGGGGGACACCACUCUGUCUCUACUCUGCUUUCCAA